Molecule: messenger RNA, 515 nt
Organism: Rhea pennata
Lineage: Eukaryota; Metazoa; Chordata; Aves; Rheiformes; Rheidae
Gene: NDUFAF8
Product: NADH:ubiquinone oxidoreductase complex assembly factor 8
Exons: 3
Coding region: 85-297 (70 amino acids)
Biological process (GO): mitochondrial respiratory chain complex I assembly
Cellular component (GO): mitochondrion
Source: RefSeq, a predicted model, not a curated record
GUCGGCGCUUUGACGAGCAGGGGGAGCGGCCAAUGGGCGCCUGCGCCAUCAUGGCGGCGCCCGGUGCGUGAGGCUGCGGCGGCGAUGUCGGGACAGGGCGUGUGGCUGCGGGCCCGGGCGCGGCUGCGGCGCUUCCCCGAGCUGCUCGCGGGCUGCGGGGAGCAGGCAGCCGCCUACGGCCGGUGCGUGGCGGCGGCCUCGGCCGGCGGCGCGGAGCUGAGGCGGGACGCCUGCGCCCAGGAGUUCCGGGCGCUCAGGGACUGCUUCGCCCGGGCGGCGAAGACGGCGGCAAAGUGAGGCCGCGGUCCGCGAGCGGCCUGGAGCGCGCCCGUCGGGCCGAGCCGCCGCGGCCCGGCGCCUCCACGAGCAGCAGCGCUGCACGCAAAGCGGACGAAGGAAGGGGAAGCGCUGGCUGGCGUUUCACAUCACGCUUUUCCUGCGCACCCCUGUUUCUCAAACAACGCAUGUAAAUAGAUGUUUGGAAAGUAUUUUUAAAAUAAAAUUCCAAAAUCUGA